Molecule: messenger RNA, 1245 nt
Organism: Abrus precatorius (Indian licorice)
Lineage: Eukaryota; Viridiplantae; Streptophyta; Magnoliopsida; Fabales; Fabaceae
Exons: 2
Coding region: 136-1095 (319 amino acids)
Molecular function (GO): zinc ion binding; nucleic acid binding
Source: RefSeq, a predicted model, not a curated record
GCUGUAACGUACGUACGAUGCAUCCACCACGUGCUGCUUCAUUCUCUCUUUCUUCUCAAUCUCCUUCUUCUCCUCCGUCUUCAACGAUUCUUCUAUCGCCAUGCCAUUGAAACCCUCUUAGCUAUAGCCAUAGCCAUGGAAUACACAAGUUGGCCUGAAUUGCAGCAAAUGCAAACUCAAAAUCCGCCCUCCUCUUACCAACAACCCUCAUCAUAUCCUCAUGCAUCAUCUUUUACUACCCAUUACCUCUCUUACCCUCAAAACCCUAACCCUAACUCAUCUUACUCUAUCCCUCAAUCUGCUACUGUUCUCGAACCUUCCCUCAACCCUCCUGGGGUUGAUUCAUAUAUCCCAUUGAACUCCACUAACCCGAUUACCCAUUUGGGUCACGAAACCCUUCCCAAUUUAUCGUACGGUCAAAGCCAUGUUGUGGCUGAUUCGAACUCGUUGGUGGCAUCUUCUGGCUUCUACUUCGACCCAAAUUCUCAGAAUUGGGCUGCAAGAGAAGCUGUUAGGCAAUAUGGUACUGACCCUGCUACCUAUGCACCUGGCAUCUCAAUGCCAUCAAAUGGCUCAGAACAAUUGGCUAUGGAAAAUCCUAACUCCACUUGGUGGACAAAUACCGUAACUCAACUUCAUAGCAAUGGAACAUGGAAGAAACACCAAAAGAAAGUUAAAACUAAGAUUGUGCACUCCGCUUAUUGUGAAGUUUGCAAAGUAGAUUGUACCAGCAAGGAAGUACUAGACCAGCAUAAAUUAGGAAAGAAGCACAAGAAGAACUUGGAUAAACUAAGAGAAUCAUUGAAACCAACCCAAGUUGAACCGGCUGGGUCAUCUAGUCCUGUUAUAGGACCCCAAUUACCGAACGAGAAGAGCAAAUCUAUCAGUGGGCAUAAGAGUAAGCGGAAAACAGUUGAAACUGCAGAGGAUUUGGAGAAAAAGAAAAAGAAGGUUCUUGAUGGGGGGGCAGCAGCUGAAGCAGUUAGAAUAUGUGGUAUAUGUAACGUGGUUUGUAAUAGUGAAACAGUUUAUAAUUAUCAUCUUGCAGGACAAAAGCAUGCUGCUAUGCUGAAGAAAGCAUCUAAUCAUACAUAAUCCAAUGCCAGUUGAAAUUUUCCCCUUUAUUGAAGGAACAUUAUAUUUGUGACAUUUUCUUAGCAUAUCUCCUUUGAGCAUUUGAAUAGAAUGUUCAUUGCUUAAUUUUUAAUUUUAAUAUGAAAUGGGUUGAGUAUAUACACUUGCAUU